Molecule: messenger RNA, 1037 nt
Organism: Lycium barbarum (goji berry)
Lineage: Eukaryota; Viridiplantae; Streptophyta; Magnoliopsida; Solanales; Solanaceae
Exons: 2
Coding region: 462-989 (175 amino acids)
Source: RefSeq, a predicted model, not a curated record
UGUGUUCAACUAAUCAUCGUGGUAAUAAUGAUAAUGAAGACGAUGAUUUUGAGACCCCUGCUGCUCCUUCUAAACAGGGAAGCAUUAGAAGGAUCUGCUCACAGGCGAAGCAAACUGUUAAAUCUAUUAAGGCCGGCAAGAGAAAGGCCGAGAAUGCCAAUGAAAACAGUAAAAGAAAAAGAAAAAGACGAAGGUUCCUGCUCUAGCCGAAAAGAAGGUUGGUGAGUACUAUCUAGAAGCUGAUGAACAUUUCCAAACCAUGAUUAGUUUCCAUACAAACACAGAGAUUGUCAGCAUUCUGAAGCAAUACUUGACUGAAACACAACAACAAAUGUUUCGGGAUAGUUGUUUUGGCUACUUCUUCGAGUUGCCUCCAUUCAACAAUCAGAAUCAACUCAUAUAUAUUUUUUUACUGAAAGAAAUUGCCUCUGAUUGUGAAAAAGAGAUAUGGAUUAAACUCAAUGCAUGGUAAUACCUUGCGGUUCGGCAUCAGAGAAUAUGCUUUGGUUACUGGGUCGAAGUGUUACGAAGAUGAUAACACUGUGUAUGAUGAGCCAGAAGUCAACAGGUUACUGAAAGAGUAUUUUCCCAGAUAUGGAAAAGAAUCAAUAACAAGGGAGAGUUUGCUUGAUCACUUCAAGCAAAAGGGUUGGAAGUCAGAUGAGGAUGCGCUCAAAAUGGCCAUACUAGUAUUCAUCCACCAUUUCCUUUUCUCUGAUGCUAAUAAGCAUAGCAUAUUAAAAAAGGAUUUUGAUAUAGUUGAGAGUGGUCAGUGUCAGAGGUAUGCAUGGGGCAUAAAAGUAUUUGAAGACAUGUUCAGAACAAUUAUGGAUAAAUUGCGUGCCAAGUUGAUGAUGUACAGGCUCGGAGGUUUGCCACUUGCAUUCCAAGUAUGGUUUUAUGAGUGCUGCUCCACGGUUGACAAAACUCUUCUUGUGUUGUCAAUAGUGUGCAACACAUCCUUAACUGGAAAGUCAAAGAAGAUCUGAUGCUUGUGGACCUAACUAGUGGGAAACUCAUGACUAGUAUUUACCAGG